AUGAUGCUACGCGACAAGAGAAAAAGGAGAAAGGGGAAAGAGGAAGGCGGGGGGGGGAAGAGGGGAAGGCAGGCUGGGGGCUUGGGGAUGCCACCAGGGGCUCAAGGAGACAGUCGAGGGCUUGAAAAGGUGGGCUGGGGCCUCGGAGAGGCUUGGGGGCUUGGGGAGGUGGGUCAGGGGCUCGGGGCUUGGGGAGGCAGUCGAUGGCUAUCAGAAGCUGGAUCCGAUGAUGAGGGAAAGAGUGGGAUCGGAGGUAGUCGGAGGGAGGCAGACCAAGGGCUCGGGGAGGUGGGAGAAGGUCGGGGGCUCUUGAUCGGGAGCUCGAGGAGGCAGGAGGUGGUCGGAGGUUUGAGAAGGCGGUUGAAGGCUCGAGGAUGUGGGAGAAGGUCGGAGGCUCUCAAUUGGGGGCUCGAGGAGGCAGGAGAAGGUCGGGGGCGUGUCGUUGGGGGCUUAAAGAGGUGGGAGGUGGCUGGGGGCUCGAGGAGGUGGGAUCCAAUAGUCGGGGGCUCGAAGAAGCAGGAUCCAACGACCGAAGGCUCGGAGAGGUGGGAUCCGACAGUGGGAGAAAGAGGGAGAUCGGAGGUGGGGUAA
Messenger RNA from Elaeis guineensis (African oil palm), 591 nucleotides. NCBI's taxonomy places the organism in Eukaryota, Viridiplantae, Streptophyta, Magnoliopsida, Arecales, Arecaceae. The record is from RefSeq and is a predicted model, not a curated record.